AAUGGCUGGACGGGCGGGCGCCAGGCAGUGGACGAGCGACUGUUGCAAUUUAACGUCGAAAGCUCUAGGGUUUGAGGAGAGCAGAGAUGUGCUUCCGGACCGAACUGCAACCCCACACUACUUCCCUCCUCUGCAGUUUAACCCUGUUUCCCUUGCAACCGGAGAGGACUACGACUAUAUGCUGGCACUAAAACAGGAAUUUCGAGCUACAAUACGAGAAUUGCCCUACUACAUCAAGCCACAGCGUACCAGCCGGGAUGUCCAACGAUACACUGACAAGUACCAGUUGAAUGGAGCAGGAGACAGCUCAUCAAAAUGGGUACCAAUGUGGAGCAGACUGCCAAAGGAGUUGCGGAUACGAGAUAGGAAAAUAAGGAAGGAUAAAACUGUGCUGAAGCCAACUAUUCUGCUUCAGAACAACAAGAGUAAAGCUAACUCAUCUAAGAAUCCCAAAGAUGUUAUAAACACACUCAAGGAAUUGGAACAGCAAGAAGCAAAAGCUUCAGAUGAAGAGGACGAGAAAGAGAACGAGGAGAACAAGAAGCUCAGCAAGGAGAAAGAUGACGAUAAUGAAGAUGAAAAUGAGGUAGACGAGGAAGACUAUGAUGAAGAGGAAAUGGAGGAAGGCACCGAUUACAUAUCCACCUACUUUGACAAUGGAGAGAAUUAUGGAGAUGAUGAAGAUGAUAACAUUGAUGAUGGACCGGUCUACUAACAAGAAGCUGCAUUUCGCACUAAUAGACUAGAACCUAAGUAUUAAAAGCACUCAUGGACAUGGCAUGGGUUUGCAUUAAUGUCUGUACAUUAGUAACACCAGUACCAACAUGAUGUUAGGUUAAUUGUUUUCAAUAACUUUUGUUCAAUAACUUUGUCUUCAAUAACGUUGUCUUCAAUUACGUUGUCUUACAUAACGUUGUCUUCAAUAACGUUGUCUUCAAUAACGUUGUCUUCAAUAACUUUUGUUAUGCCACUGUUGGUAUAUGCCAUGUAUAUAUUACACGCCUAUCAGGAAAUGGAACAUUUUGCUUAUAAUUAUUUGCAUCCAUGUGUAUGGUAUUAUGCUUUUAGUUAAUAAGCUAUUAUACUAGCUACAUUCAUAGAAAACAAUAAAUGCAAAUGUGUUAGAUCUGGUGUUUAAUAUUCUUUACAUGAUAACACGUUUACCCAUACAGAUACCUUCUUCCAGGGUAUGAUUCUGCAAAAUUACUCGGGCAUAGAUAUUUGCACGUAUUGUCUUUGCAUGUUUUUGCAAUUAAUGUACUUAAUUGAUGUAUGUGUCGGAGAAUGGCAUGCUGCAUGUUGAAACACAUAUUUAUCAGUGUUGUAGGUGUCGAGGCCGGCCUCGAGCCCGGUUUCUUUGGCCUUGGCCUCGGAGUGCAAUAACUCGGACUCGGGUCGAGGCCACUACAUAACUGUACAUAUCAGUGAUGUAGUAUAUGCGCAUGCUAUCGCUAGCACACUCCCUACCAGCUAGCACUGUUCGCAAUCACGUAUAUGCUUCCAAGUAUAGUUUUCAACAUACUAUUUAACUAGCACUGCGCUGAUACCGUGUUUAUUUUGUUUAAACUGUUUUACCCAUACAUUGUGCUGAGCAAAUUCAUUUAUUGGGCUCUAUGGAACUAUGUGGGAAAUACCCUGCGCUACCAUCGCCUUAUCGCGCUGGUAUGAUGCUGCAAUAAUUGAGCACAAACAAACCCAAAUUUGAACCUGUAUACGCGGCGCAAUUGCAACUACUUUGUCCGUCCUUAUAUCAAAAUAAUAGAUAUAACAGUUGUAUUGUUGGUGAUUAAACUUGAAGUCUUAUUUGUGCACUUUUUGUUUUUUCUGUCAUGUACUAUGUACGAUUAUACAAUUAUGGAAAGAAUUUUCUGAUCAGUAUUUAACAAUUGUGCAGUAAUUCUGUAGCAAGGAACAUGAACAUGAAACGUCUGUAUUAUUGGUGUAAUGUCAUAUUACAUGGUAAACCGGAUUGGGCUUAUGUAACUCUUUAUGUGAUAUGUGAUAUAUAAUCACAAAAUAAUAUGUUCAGGUAAUGCCAAGCCAUUUUUUCUAUCGACGUGCUUGUGUGUCUUUGACAGUUUUUUUAAUGUUCGAACUUCAUAGUUGAACAAAUAAAACAAAGAAAUGAAGUUUAUGCUACAAGAACAAA
Molecule: messenger RNA, 2149 nt
Organism: Priapulus caudatus
Lineage: Eukaryota; Metazoa; Priapulida; Priapulimorpha; Priapulimorphida; Priapulidae
Product: DNA-directed RNA polymerase III subunit RPC7-like
Exons: 4
Coding region: 2-715 (237 amino acids)
Biological process (GO): transcription by RNA polymerase III
Cellular component (GO): RNA polymerase III complex
Source: RefSeq, a predicted model, not a curated record